AGGAAACAUAGUUGCGAACAAAUUCAAAACAUCGAAGCUUCUAAAUUUUUAAAGUCGUUUCAUUAGAACGAACAAUAAUUUUAGAAUGCGUAAUGUCAUUAUUAAAAAAAAAUGAAAGAAAAAGUGUGACCGGUGGUCGACAAUUCAUCGCGAACCCAUGCAAACGCCGCCACUGACGACGAAAUUCGCAACCACUAAAAAUAGAAAAUGAAAAAAUAUAGAUAUUUUAGUUGAUAUGGACGGGAUUGUGGGCCUGGGCCAUUUUUGCGAAACUCACGGCCCUUGUGUGAUUUUAUCGACGCAACGAUGUAAAGAAGAGCCCCAACAGUACCCCCACAGUCUCACCGUACCAUGGUGUGAGUCUUGUCAGUCCAUCGAUUUAGACCAAUCGCUUGUGAGUAAAGACGAGGGUACUUGCUACGUGACCACUCGAACCCCCUUGCAACAAGACCUAGCCUUUUUGCUCAAACAAGCAGCCGUCCGAAGCCUGAGUUGUGAAGAAACGAGUAAAGAAGGGGGCACUAUGUACUUCGGCGACAGCGAAAGGGGGCACGUCCUCAGCCACACUUUCACUCUACAAGACUCACUAGCUAGGGGCUUCCACCGCAAGUACAGCAUUUUAAUUCUAAUGCGCGAUAAAGUCCACCUGUUAAACUGUUGGCCAGUCUUAACCAAAAACAUUAAAGAAAUUGCGUCAGAUUUGCAACUCAAAGCCGCCCAAGUCAAUGGUUUGGAACAAACGCAGUGCCCCCAGCGAGCGGUGCGGCAAGCCCAGGGCUCCCCUAACAACCCAGCGCGGUCUCUGUCGCAACUAACCGGAGAACCGGCGGUUUUUGCCCAUCUACACAUGUGGUUUACGUGGUUGCUCAGCGUGGAGCCCUUUGUAGAAAAGACAAGCGCGGCCCCCGACAUCCCCAUUAGUUGUUUACCAACUCCUUUGCGGGCUUUAUUUAAAGAAAUGGACCGGGACGUUUUUAGAAAAGUUUGUUAUUGCGUUUUAACAGGGAUUAGGGUUGAUGUUGAAGAUUCCAAUGUUUUAGAAAUUUUUGUGCAACUUUUACCCCAAGGGUGGGUUUUGCCUAAGAGCGGGGAGGUUUGUAAGUUGAGGAAAGGCAGCGGGAAGUGGGUGGUUGAGUGGUGCGGGUGUUUGCCCCCCAAGUUGCCGAAAUUGCAAACUUUGACUGAAGAAGCUUUGAGUAAUGAGGGGCUGCCUGAAAGUGCGCUACAGUCGUACUUAGUGGGGGCUAUUUUACACUGGCGCAAUGUCGCGAGAAGUGUGAGUUGGGUCUCAGCCCCCAGUCAAGAGUUGUUUCAGUCGCUGGGGGUCCAAAAGUCGGAUUUACCGCUUCUGGCGUACUGGACGGCUCAAUGUAGAAAUGAAUUGAAAGAGUGAUUUUUAAUGAUUGUGAUAAUUAUGUGAUAAUUGUUGAAAACGUGAUUAUAUUGUUCCAUAUAUGUUUAUUGAAAGUCAUAUCUAAAUAGAAUCUCUUUAUUCUCUA
Molecule: messenger RNA, 1499 nt
Organism: Zophobas morio
Lineage: Eukaryota; Metazoa; Arthropoda; Insecta; Coleoptera; Tenebrionidae
Gene: BHD
Product: Birt-Hogg-Dube
Exons: 3
Coding region: 236-1393 (385 amino acids)
Biological process (GO): negative regulation of transcription by RNA polymerase II; positive regulation of transforming growth factor beta receptor signaling pathway; positive regulation of TORC1 signaling
Cellular component (GO): cytosol
Molecular function (GO): GTPase activator activity
Source: RefSeq, a predicted model, not a curated record